This is a messenger RNA of Lates calcarifer (barramundi perch), 2958 nucleotides long. RefSeq lists its product as uncharacterized. The coding region runs from base 226 to 1620 and encodes 464 amino acids. NCBI's taxonomy places the organism in Eukaryota, Metazoa, Chordata, Actinopteri, Centropomidae. The record is from RefSeq and is a predicted model, not a curated record. The transcript is spliced from 10 exons.
UAAUGAAAGUAAUUUCUAACAGGAAGCGGGAGGCUACAGAGUGCUAUAGAUGUGAACUGACGCGGAUAUAAUUCAGCUUUUACCAUCUGAUAUCAAGACAAGACAAUUCUAGACAUCAGAUUUUAAAUCUAACACUUUCUUCUGCGUGAGACAGGUUUCUCCCCUUGGGUCAGGGAGACAUAUCUGAGCUGAAACCAGCAGAACGGAGACAAUAUGUGAGACAGUAUGCCUGCUCAACAAAAAAUCUCCACAUUGUUGAAAUGGCUCUUCAUUGGCGUCACUGUCUUCUCUGUCUUCACUGCCCCCCUGCUGAUUUGGAUCUACAGGCCACAUGAGAUCUUCCAGGAUGCGACUGUGUCCAAUCCAAAACCCAUUAAGCCUCAGAUUCCAGUGCAUCAUUCAAGACAACAGUGUUAUCCUGGACAAAUGGCUCCUCAAAAGCUGUCUAUCGUGGCGGUCAACAGGACAAAGACACUGCUGGUAUCAGCUUAUCAGGAGCACCGCACAGGAAAUAGGGAGGUUCGUGUCAUUGCAGUGGUGCUGAGGAAGGAGACCGUAGCCUACCAUUGCCUCCUCUGUUGUCAGGAUCAACUGCACAUCUCUGACGGUGUCAGCAGUGUCUAUGCUCAUCACUUUGACUUUCCAUAUGGGACAGCAGACAUCAUGUGUCCUAUCCCAUCAGGCUGUGAGACUGUGUCUCAUAUCGCUGUGACCUCUGCUGCAAACAAAUCUGGAGAGUUUGUGGAGGUGAAGAACCAGAAGGUGAAAAGUGACUCCUUUCCAUACAACUUCACUGUCUGCCUCUCCACCAUGUUCGAUUUCACCAACGUGUUACAGCUGGUCCAGAGUUUGGAAAUGCUGCAGUUACUGGGGGUGAACAGGGUUGUCGUCUAUAAGACCAGCUGCAGCCCUGAAACACAGCGCAUACUGGACUACUACACUCACAAAGGUUUAGUGGAGGUGAUUCCUUGGUCUCUGUCCAAAUUUAUUAAUGUAUCUCGGGGCUGGCUGCCUUCACAUGGUCCAGGUGACAUCCACUACCUCGGCCAGAUUCCUGCUCUCAAUGACUGUCUCUACAGAUACAUGUACCAGUCUAAAUAUAUGGCCCUGCAUGACAUUGACGAGCUCAUACUGCCUCAGUCAGUCAACAGCUGGUUGGAAUUGUUGCCACAGUUGGAGAAGAAGUAUGGCGCUGACCAGUGUUACAUGUUUGAAAAUAACGUGUUCCCCAUCACCGUCACGCUGCCUCCUCCCACCUCCCAGACUCUGCCCCUGCAGAACCACCACUGGCAGAAUGUGUCUGGAGUUAACAUCCUGGCUCACCUGUACCAUGAACCCAUCAUUCCAGAAACUCAUUACAGCAACUUCAAGAUCAUUGUCAACCCUCGAGCUGUGUACAGAGCAACCGUCCACGGACUGCUGAAGUCAGUCAAAGGCUGCGCCUGGGUUGACAGGAAUAUAGCACGAAUGUACCACACAAGAGAUCCGAGGCAACCCAAGCUGACACCAAACCAGCUGAUUUAUGACGGCAGACUGCUGAGCUACAGCACCCACCUCAUACCAGCUGUCAAUACUGUACUCAGAGAGAAUGGACUUCUACCAGAGGACAGCAUACAGUAGCCUCCGUUGGUGUGUGCGUGUCUCUACUCAAAGCACCAAAUGCAAAUGUUGUUCACUUAUUGGCCACUAGGUGGAGGUGUAAAUGUCCGUUCAGACUUUAACUCAGGGAGAGGAAUUAUUCUUCAGGGAUUUAUAGUUUAAUCAUUUAAUAGCCUGAUCUGUGUGAACUUUUUUUAAAAAUCAAACUGAAAGUGAGUGAGUGAAGAUCCAGAUCCUUUUCUGUUGCCUGUAAAGGACACAUUAUGUGGACACAAAAAUUAAGACUUAUAUAAAAUUACAUGUGCAAAUUUAGCAAGUUUAUUACACAAGUAACAAAGGAGUUUUUAUUCCUAUUGUACUUGAUGCAGGGUACUCUGAAUCUUUGGCCAGGGUGGUUGACAACAUGUUGCAUGUCGACUGCAACUGUUCUGUUUUGCGGUAUCAGCUCUUGAGCUACAAAAAAACAUCCUGCAAAUGAAGAAGAAAUUGCUUCAAGAUGCAGAGACAACAGAAGUGAGCUGCAAAUGUCACCAGCUAAUCUGUGUUUGCGGGAGAUUUUACACUGCAGAGAGAGUUGCGUUUAUUUCUUACAGUACGGUAUGAAUCAUUUUCUUGGGUGACUGAACGUUGACAGUAAGUAAUCAUGAUUCACAAACAACAAAUCAACUGUCAACAGCCAUUUCCACAGACACAAACAGUUCUGGAGAAACCUUUUAAAUAAGAAAAAUCAAAAGAAACAAAGCACACUGACUGAGCAGAGAUCAACAUGAUGAGGAAAUGUGUCUGUGCCACAAACUGCAUGAAAUAUGAAGUGAAGAGCUGGAGAAUGUUCAGUCGUCACAGAAAGAAACCACCUCUGUCAGCUCAGAGAAAGUUAGAAAUUUAUCUGAUCUGAUCAUCGCUCUGUUUUUUAUGUGUAUGUAGCAGUUUAUUAAAUAAUGCAGAAGUCUGUCAGGCUCUGCGAUCACCACUUUGGUUAUCGGAUCACACAUUUUCAGAGUGUGUGUGUGUUACUGGGCAGACUCAUAAAUUUAAAUAUGUCACUUUUACACUGAUAAUUAUGGGGUUCAAAAUUGUGUCCGUGUGUCACUUAACAUGUGACAAAACAUUUGUUGUGUCAAUAUGACUUUUAAACUGUUGUUCAGUCACCUUGAAUUGAAUUGAAUUGAAUUGAACUGAACUGAACUGAACUGAACUGAACUGAACUGAAUUGAAAUUGAACCUUGUUGUACUCCCUGUCUGACUGUGUAGAUUCCAUCUGUGAACAGGAACAGACUCAGAAAAUUCUAAGUUAAACAGGAGGAAGGAAACACUCUAACCACAACAUUAACAUUUAAAUUAAAAAAAAUAUGUACAGCU